Molecule: messenger RNA, 2220 nt
Organism: Rangifer tarandus platyrhynchus (Svalbard reindeer)
Lineage: Eukaryota; Metazoa; Chordata; Mammalia; Artiodactyla; Cervidae
Source: the annotation of a GenBank genome assembly
AUGCCGUACCUUGGCUCCGAGGACGUGGUGAAGGAGCUGAAGAAGGCUCUGUGUAAUCCUCACAUUCAGGCUGAUAGGCUGCGCUAUCGGAGUGUCAUCCAGCGAGUGAUUAGGCACAUGACUCAAGGGGUGGACAUGUCUGGUGUUUUUAUGGAAAUGGUGAAAGCUAGUGCCACUGUAGAUAUUGUUCAGAAGAAGUUAGUUUAUCUCUACAUGUGUACCUACGCUCCCUUGAAACCAGAUCUGGCUCUCCUGGCCAUCAAUACACUGUGCAAAGACUGUUCGGACCCCAACCCAAUGGUGCGAGGGCUGGCAUUACGGAGCAUGUGUAGCCUCAGGAUGCCUGGUGUGCAGGAAUAUAUCCAACAACCAAUUCUCAAUGGUCUGCGGGAUAAGGCUUCGUAUGUCAGGAGGGUAGCAGUCCUUGGCUGUGCCAAGAUGCAUAAUCUUCAUGGAGACUCUGAAGUGGAUGGUGCCCUGGUAAAUGAAUUAUAUAGUUUGCUGCGUGACCAGGAUCCAAUUGUGGUUGUGAACUGCCUGAGGUCUCUAGAGGAAAUUCUGAAACAGGAAGGAGGUGUUGUCAUCAAUAAGCCCAUCGCCCACCAUCUCUUAAAUCGAAUGUCAAAACUGGACCAGUGGGGCCAGGCUGAAGUCUUGAACUUUCUGCUCCGCUACCAACCCCGAAGUGAGGAGGAGCUGUUUGACAUUCUCAAUCUGUUGGACAGUUUUCUCAAGAGCAGCAGCCCAGGAGUGGUGAUGGGAGCCACCAAACUCUUUCUGAUCUUGGCCAAAAAAUUCCCGCACGUGCAGACCGACGUGCUCAUGCAAGUCAAGGGCCCUCUGCUGGCCGCCUGUUCUUCCGAGAGCCGAGAGCUCUGCUUCGCUGCCCUCUGCCACGUGCGCCAGAUCCUGCACAGCUUGCCGGGUCACUUCAGCGGCCACUACAAGAAGUUUUUCUGCUCCUAUUCGGAGCCCCACUACAUCAAGCUCCAGAAGGUGGAGGUGCUGUGUGAACUGGUGAACGACGAGAAUGUGCAGCAGGUGCUGGAGGAGCUGCGAGGGUACUGCACCGACGUGUCCGCCGACUUCGCGCAGGCCGCCAUCUUCGCCAUUGGUGGCAUCGCCAGGACCUACACCGAUCAGUGUGUGCAGAUUCUAACAGAGUUGCUGGGGCUUCGACAAGAGCACAUUACCACAGCGGUGGUGCAGACUUUCCGAGACCUGGUAUGGUUGUGUCCUCAAUGCACAGAAGCUGUGUGUCAGGCCCUGCCCGGCUGUGAGGAGAACAUUCAAGAUAGUGAGGGGAAGCAGGCACUUAUCUGGUUACUCGGUGUCCAUGGGAAGAGAAUCCCCAAUGCUCCUUAUGUGUUGGAAGACUUCAUAGAGAAUGUGAAGUCGGAGACGUUCCCAGCUGUCAAGAUGGAGCUGCUCACAGCUGUGCUGCGCCUCUUCCUCUCUCGCCCAGCUGAGUGCCAGGACAUGCUAGGCCGCUUGUUACACUACUGCAUAGAGGAAGAAAAGGACAUGGCGGUACGAGAUCGAGGUCUCUUCUAUUAUCGCCUCCUCUUAGCGGGCAUCAAUGAAGUAAAGCAGAUCCUGUGUAGCCCUAAAUCUGACCCUUCCCUCAGACUUUUGGAGGAUCAGGCAGAAAGACCUGUGAACAGCUGGGCCUUGGACUUCAACACUCUGGUGCCAGUCUAUGGCAAAGCCCGCUGGGCAACCAUCUCUAAAUGCCAGGGAGUAGAACAUCAUGGCCCAGAGCUUCCUAACACUACAGCCUUUCCCACAUCAGGACCCCUGAUUCCCGAGGAGAACAAAGAGAGGGUCCAGGAACUCCCUGAUUCCGGAGCCCUCAUGCUCAUCCCCAAUCACCAGCUUACUGCUGAGUGUUUUGAGAAAACUUGGCUGAGCCUCCAAGUUGCUCAUCAGCAGGCGUUCCCGUGGCAGGGAGCAGUCCAUCCUGACACCCUGCAGAUGGCGCUGCAAGUCGUGAACAUCCAGACCAUCGCGAUGAGCCGGGCUGGGACUCAGCCAUGGAAAGCCUACCUCAGUGCUCAGGACGACACUGGCUGUCUGUUCCUAACAGAACUGCUGUUGGAGCCUGCGAACGUGCAAAUGCAGAUCUCAGUGAAACAAAGCGAGGCAGGGACAGAGACACUGAAGAGUUUUAUUUCUGUUUUAGAAACUGUGAUCGGAACGCUUGGAGACAUAAAAUCAUAA